AAACGGGAGGGAACUAUGCACGUCAACAGACCGGGAGCUAAUCGGAGAAUUCUGAAGAAGCUACCAACAAACACGGAAGGGGCAGCUAUUCUGACCGGCUACGUGUCCUGUCUGGAUCGACCUGUUUCGGCUUUCGUACGAUUGAAAGUGGCACAGAAGCUCUAUCCAAUUCUCCCGGAUUUGCCAGUGCCAGUUCGAUUCAUCUUCAUUCUGCUCAGUCCCUCGGAAAACUAUCACAGUGAGCGGGAUUCCAUUGCACGGACCAUAGGAGCCUUUUUAUCUGAUGAG
Cooperia oncophora is the source of this 288-nucleotide messenger RNA. NCBI's taxonomy places the organism in Eukaryota, Metazoa, Nematoda, Chromadorea, Rhabditida, Trichostrongylidae. The record is from the annotation of a GenBank genome assembly.